AUGAACCAAAUUCUUAAUAGUAACGCAACUAUAAUUUGUAAAAAUAUUCCCAUUGAUAUAAAUCGUUUUGAAAUCACUGAAAUAUUUAGUAAAUAUGGCCCACUAUUAGGUGAAGGUAUUUACUUUGGUAAAAAAAAAAGUAGUAUAUUUUUCAUAAAAUAUGUGCAUUUCAAAGACGCAAUAAAAGCUUAUGAAAGUCUGAAAGAUAAAAAAAUAUGUGAAUAUGAUUUUAAAUUAUCAUUUAGUAAAAAUGAUGAGAUAAAAUACAAAGCUCUUAAAGGAAAUAAAAAAGCUAUUAUAGAAUUAAAAAAUAUUUAUAAAAAAAAUGAAGAAAACAAAACUAAUGAUGAUAUAUCUACUGAAAUUAUUAAUGAAUUAAAUGAACAGAAUAAUGAAUUGUUAAAAAAAAAGAAGAAAGAAAAGGAAAUGGAAAAAAAAAAAGAUAAAUCUUUCAUUUUAAAUUUAUUGACAAAAACAGAUGAAAAACAAGAAAAUGAACAAGACAUCAAAUUAAAGGAAGAAUUAAAAAAUUAUAUAAAUCUAAAUUGUUUAUGUUCGUACGAUUUUGAUGAAAAUAAUAAAUAUGAUAAUUUUUUGACACCUAUAUUUCCUAAUUAA
Molecule: messenger RNA, 618 nt
Organism: Plasmodium relictum
Lineage: Eukaryota; Apicomplexa; Aconoidasida; Haemosporida; Plasmodiidae
Product: conserved Plasmodium protein, unknown function
Exons: 5
Coding region: 1-618 (205 amino acids)
Molecular function (GO): RNA binding
Source: RefSeq, a predicted model, not a curated record